Messenger RNA from Drosophila hydei, 947 nucleotides. RefSeq lists its product as uncharacterized. NCBI's taxonomy places the organism in Eukaryota, Metazoa, Arthropoda, Insecta, Diptera, Drosophilidae. The record is from RefSeq and is a predicted model, not a curated record. Bases 204 to 740 code for a protein of 178 amino acids. The transcript is spliced from 3 exons.
GUAUACGUAAUGUCGCGCAGCAAACGCUCGGUGCUUAGUAGCCAAAGAACAGCCAGGCUGAACAGUUAGGUAGAGCACAUAGAGCGAAAGAGAGAAGGAAUAUCAAAGCAAGACAGAGCGAGAGGGACAGAGACAGAGAGAACGAGAGAGAUAUAUACACAUAUAGAUAUAUCUAGCGAGCGAGAGAGAGCGAGAUAGAGAGCAUGUAUCUGUUGCAAUUGCUAGCUGCUGCAUGGCUAAGCCUGACCUGGCUAAGCAGCUGCCAAGGCUUUGGCCAGUUUCACAUGAAACGCUAUCAGCUGCAACGCGGCUAUAAUCCAGACGAUUCCAGCGAGAAUGACAAUAGCGUAUUACGCUCCUACCGGCGCUGCAUGUGGGAGCAAUCGAAGUUCCUGCCGCGUCGGCUCGUCCUGCUGAGCCUCUGCUCGAAUCUGUUUUGCGAGAACAAUCAAAUCAUGCCGCGCUCCAGGUCAAUUUUCGUAGUGGAAAAAAUGUCUAGACCGAACGACUGCUUGGACAUUCUGCCGGACCAGUGCGAGCAGGGCGACGAGGAGGACCUGAUGUACAAGCCCUUUCCCGAUUGCUGUCCCGUCUACUGCAAUCUGAAGCGUCGCAUGCAGCGCUUGCGGACAAUGCACUUGCGCCAUCGCAUAUUGCGCAAUAUGCAGGACUCGGUUUCGUCCUCCUCCAGCUCCGAUGGGAAUACCCUGCUCAGCGAGAUGGGCUACAACAACUACUGAUGCUGGCCAUUGCACGUGCACUUUGUCAACUCUCUGUGUGUAGGCGCAUAAGCUGAUUGGCAAUUGUGUUGCACCGUUUCUUUUCUGAUUGGAAUGCGGCUAUUCGAGUUGGAAUUCGGGCUUGGGCUCGUUUGUCUAGACGAAGCACUUGAAGUCUGGCCAAAAGCAUAUAAGUUUACUCUACUCUAUCGAAUAUUAAAUAUCCUA